UUCACCUGGCGUCAACCCUCUUGUAAUGCGCUUCAGCGGUCUCCUGUCCAAGAACAUUUUGUCUGGGAUUACAGAACCAAACUGGUGCAACAGAUCAUGUUACUUAACCCAGGGGCAGGAACAUAAAGUUCCACGUGGACUGUUAAUUUCAUAAAGCGUGUAUUCUUACAAUUGAAUAAUUGUUUACUCUUACUUCAACUGCCUGAACUUGACAUCCAAUCCCUCUUUUUUUAUCAUUGUUCAAUGAAUAUGUUUUAUGAGUUCAAAGAAAGUGAUACCAACUGAUAAGAAAUAGAUGUCAUUUAUUUCCAUCUCAUUUCCAUGUCACUGAAGAACUAUCUAAUACCUUGGUGUUGCCAUGCGUAAACAGUACUUUGGCUUGGCUAAGGUAAACUAAUUCCCUAGACGUGUUUUCUCUGUGUUUAGACUAGUAUACACCCUUGCUACAAUUACAUACAGCCGUUUCAUUGUGUAUGGGAGAGUGCAACAGUUUAUGGGCAGGAUUUUGUUAACUGGAUUAGUAAUAGAUUAAGAUUUAAACCUCCAUUUAGGACCAAGAUGUGAAAAUAAUCAGUGAGCUCGUCUGUGCCUUGUGUAUAUAAGGAUCCUAGACAGAAGAGAAACACAUACCUGCAACUUCAUUGAAGCUUAACCUCUUGCUUUGUAGAAAUGGACUUCCAUAUGCUGGCCCUUGUGGUGGUGCUCCUGGCGGGUCUGGAGCAGAGUUGGGCUGCCUCCUGUGUGGUGGACAGCUUCAAUGUCAAGGAGGACUUUGACCCCAAGAGAUACGCAGGAAAGUGGUACGCUCUGCAGAAGAAGGACCCUGAGGGACUGUUCCUCCAGGACAACAUCUCAGCUGAGUACACCAUCGGUGACGACGGCUCCAUGGUCGCCGCCUCCAAGGGACGUGUCACACUUUUCGGAUUCUGGGUUGUGUGCGCUGACAUGGCUGCCCAGUACACCGUGCCGGACUCUGCCAACCCUGGAAAGAUGUUCAUGAACUACCAGGGCCUGGCCAGCUAUCUGUCCAGCGGAGGUGACAACUACUGGGUGAUUGACACCGACUAUGACAACUAUGCCAUCACAUAUGCCUGCCGUACCCUGAAGGACGAUGGAAGCUGUGAGGAUGGCUACUCCCUGAUAUUCUCCCGUAACCCCCGUGGCCUGCCACCAGCCAUCCAGAGGAGCAUUCGCGCCAAGCAGGAAGAGAUCUGCAUGGCCGGACAAUUUGAGCCCGUGCUGCAGUCUGGAGCUUGCUGAAUGUCUACUAUGAAGGAACUUGUUGUGCUGCCAAGGGAUCCCUACAAUGUCCUGGCUUGGACAGAGAUAUUUACUGAUGACUGAAGAGGAAAUCACAUAAGAUUCUUUUAUAUAAAAAUUAUAUUAUGCCCCUCAUGUACAGUACCAGUCAAAAGUUUGGACACCUACUUUAUUUUCUACAUUGUAGAAUAAUAGUGAACCAAAAAUG
This is a messenger RNA of Salvelinus sp. IW2-2015, 1468 nucleotides long. Its product is annotated as purpurin. Lineage: Eukaryota; Metazoa; Chordata; Actinopteri; Salmoniformes; Salmonidae. The record is from RefSeq and is a predicted model, not a curated record. Gene Ontology annotation, molecular function: retinoid binding; retinol transmembrane transporter activity.